GCAUCUGUGUUCAUCUGUGGCAGAGUGAUUUCAGGACCCUCCAUGCCUGUGGAGGAAGGAUGUGGGUUGGAGAAGCAUCCUUGACCCACUGUGUCUGGGGUCUCGUAAGGAGAAGGGGAGAAAGUCAGAGUUUCACUGUGGAGGUCUGUGCCUGUCCUGGAAUUCAGUAUGUGGUCUCAUCGUCUCACUCAAAGCCUGCCUCAAACUCACAGAGAUCUACCUGCCUCUGCCUCCCAAGUGCUGGGAUUAAAGGACAGGUUCAGUGGCAGCAAGGCCCGGUUGGGGCCACCACUCCUUCCUGCCAGAGGUGCAGAUACCCAAGUUUGGAGAGAAAGUAGAGCCAACCCAUCUUUCCUGUCUGGCCCAGAGACCUGGAGAAACAGGCAUCCCUUUUUGAAGGCCCAGGAAGAGGGAGAAGAGGAGGAUAAAUAUGAGCUGCCCCCCUGUGAGGUUCUGCCCGUCAGUCUGGCCCCUGCACAGUCUCUUGGCUCUAAAGACGACUCCUUGUAUCUGGAUCGUUCUGGGCCCCUGGAUCCAUCCAAGCCACCACUGCCCCCGCCUCAGUCUACCAUGGCCAGAGGACUCCCCAUAAACCCUUCCUUCCCUACCCGCCCUACCUCUGGCUACCAUUUCCCGCUGAAGACAGCAAUGAACCCACAGCCUGCAAAGCAGGGACCUGUUUUUGGAAGGCAAGGGCGAGGUACAUCUGCUAGAAUGGUAACAAAGAAACCAGAUGAGGACAUCUACCUGGAGUGUGAGCCGGAUCCAGUUCCAGUCUUGACUAGGUCUCUGAGCUCCAAAGCCCUGAUACCUCCAGUUCCUCUGCCAAGAACAUCUGGAUUGCCCAAGUCAGUGGCUGGUUACCAGGAGGCUCGGAAUGGAGCUAUGGAUGGUGCGUUGAAAGCAGGAAGGAGGCUGUCUGCUUCCUCCAUAGCCCCUGCUCUGAGUAGCUCUGUUGCUGAGAAUGGUAGUCUGCUGGGUCAGCCUUGGUACUCUGGAAACUGUGACCGUCAGUCUGUUGAGAGAGCCCUGCUUCACUUCCAAAAGGAUGGGGCCUACACGGUGCGCCUCAGCUCUGGGCCUCACAGUUCCCAGCCCUUCACUUUGGCAGUACUCCUCAGAGGCCGUGUCUUCAACAUUCCCAUCCGGCAACUGGACGGUGGGCACCACUAUGCCCUGGGUCGGGAGGGCAGGAAUCAUGAGGAGCUCUUCUCCUCUGUGGCCGCCAUGGUUCAGCAUUACACGAAGCACCCCCUGCCCCUUGUGGACGGACACAGUGGCAACCGGGGACUCACCUACCUGCGCUUCCCCACCAAGCCCUGAAGAAACAGCAGCACACAGAUCCCCCUCAGGCACGUGAUGUGUGCCCCAUUCACUUUCUCUCCCACUUUAGGCUGUUUUCUUUUCCCUGCCUUCCUCCACCCCAAAAGCUCUGCAGGUUCAAACUGAGAGGCAUGAAGAUGGCCACCUGGGAGGCUGGCUUCCUCAGAGACACUGCCUCUCCUUAGACUGACUUCUUGUGUGUGGUUUGCAUCUUCUGGGAGGAACUAGGUUCCCAGCACACAGUAUACUUUCAAUAAACAUUUACUGACUGAAUUCUCUCUUAA
This is a messenger RNA of Mus musculus (house mouse), 1607 nucleotides long. It is a transcript of the gene Sh2d6, whose product is annotated as SH2 domain containing 6. The transcript has 17 exons. The coding region runs from base 169 to 1323 and encodes 384 amino acids. The record is from RefSeq and is a predicted model, not a curated record. Lineage: Eukaryota; Metazoa; Chordata; Mammalia; Rodentia; Muridae.